Messenger RNA from Panicum hallii, 2172 nucleotides. Its product is annotated as aldose 1-epimerase-like. The coding region runs from base 974 to 2065 and encodes 363 amino acids. The transcript is spliced from 4 exons. Gene Ontology annotation, biological process: beta-D-galactose catabolic process via UDP-galactose, Leloir pathway; glucose metabolic process. The record is from RefSeq and is a predicted model, not a curated record. NCBI's taxonomy places the organism in Eukaryota, Viridiplantae, Streptophyta, Magnoliopsida, Poales, Poaceae. Gene Ontology annotation, molecular function: carbohydrate binding; aldose 1-epimerase activity.
GACCUAAGCUAUAGUAAAAAUUUAGAGAAUAUUUUUAGGUCAUCUAAUUGACUCACAGCUAGCAUGAAUUGGAUAAGUGACAGCAUGAAAAGAAGCGUCGGCGAUGGGGUGAAAAAUCAAUAGGUCGGUGCAUGCAGAAUUGCAACGACGACCAAGUGCAGAAAAGUCAUUCGGUACCGGAUCAUUUGACACCUUGAAGAUAGGCGUCCACAGUUGUUCUGGUGUUAUGCUGGUUUUGGAUAAAAAUGCUAUCAUCACCGGAUGAUUCGACACUACUGAAGAAGGCGUAAGCGCAAGUGUGAUUUGAUUACUUAGAGAGCAUGUGUGACAGAAUAUUUUGAGCAGAACGAAGAAGGAUAAGAAAGAAAAAACACAGGAGUCGAAAAGCCCAGGCCGAGAUAGCCGCGGCGCCGAGCACAUUGGCACGCUACUGGCGCUGCAUCUCCAAUUACCCCCAUUGGUUUCAGUUCCAAGAGAGAGUAAUCCCAUUGCACGUCAGCUCACCCACCUUGGCCUGGCGCUGGAGCUGGAGCUGGCCGUGCCGGCGAGCGCAAGCAUGCAACCGGCGGCAAGCCGGCCAGACCCUCUCACCAGGAAAGACGCCGGACAUGAGAGAUGGGCACGGCGAGGCAUAGGCGCGUAGGGAUCGGAAAGUGAAACCUGCUGCCGAAACGUUUGACCAAGGGCUGCUUCUAGUAGAUCUUAAGCAUAACAAAGACCACACAUAUCCGAUAAUACUAUGUCAUCACUGCCAAAAAAGAACACAAAGACCCCUUAAUAAUACGAAAACAUAGUAUAUAUUAUUGGAAAAAUAGACGGAUUCAAAGUGUCCAGAUCAUCCAAGCACGUUGCGGUUUCGACAUAUCCAUCUACAUUAGGCAGCCUUCAUUCCACCAGAGGUCUCGAUCCUCCUCCGGCACCUUCCUAUCUGCUCCAUUCUGUUAGCUAGCUAGCUAGAGUCAACUGGCUGGCAAUGGCUAGGUCUCAGCUUCUUCUCGCGCUGCUGUGCCUCGCCGCCUCCCUGGGCGCGCAGGCCGCCGGCUCCGGCGGGAGGAAGAUGGUCGGCGUGUACGAGCUCAGGAUGGGGGAUUUCUCCGUCAAGGUCACCAACUGGGGCGCCAGGCUGAUGUCCCUCGUCCUCCCCGACUCCAAAGGGAACCUGGCUGAUGUCGUCCUUGGCAAGGACACCAUCGCGGAGUACGUUAACGACACCUCUUACUUCGGCCCGAUCACCGGCCGCGUCGGGCAGAGGAUAUCGCGGGGCCGCUUCGUCCUCGACGGCAAAGUCUACCACCUCGAAAGAAACGACGGCAGGAACACGCUUCAUGGUGGUGGCAGAGGGUUCCACAAGGUCAUCUGGACGGUGGAGGAGUACAUGCCCGACGGCGACUCCCCGUACAUCACCUUCUACUACCGCAGCUUCGACGGAGAGCAAGGUUUCCCUGGGAACCUGGACGUGUACGUGACGUACAGGCUAUCGGCGCCCUACACGCUGGGCGUACACAUGAACGCGACGGCGCUGGACAGGGCCACGCCGGUGAACCUCCUGCUGCACACGUACUGGAACCUCGGCGGGCACGGCAGCGGCGACGUCCUCGGCCACACGCUGGGGCUCUUCGCCUCGCGGUACACCGUGCUGGACGUGGACCUCCUCCCGUCGUCGGGCCGCGUCGCGCCGGUGGCCGGCACACCCUUCGACUUCCGCGCCCCGACGGCCAUCGGCGCGCGCAUCCGCCAGGUCACGGGCGGCAAGGUCGUCGGGUACGACGCCAACUACGUCAUCGACGGGGAGCAGGAGAGGAUGCGUCCCGUGGCGCAGGUCCAGGACGGCGCGUCCGGCAGGGCGGUGGAGCUGUGGGCGAACCAGGCGACCGUGCAGCUCUACACGGGGAACUGGCUGAACAACACCAAGGGGAAGGACGGCAAGGUGUACAACCAAUACGCGGGGUUCACCCUGGAGACGAUGGGAUACGUGGACGCCGUGAACCACCCGGAGUUCCCGUCGCAGACCCUAUUGCCGGGCCAGGAGUACAAGCACGACAUGGUCCUCAAGUUCUCAUUCUAGGUGCACGGUUAAAUUUGCAGGAUUGUGCACAUGCAAAGCACGGGCUGUAAAAUGAGAUCGUUGUUGGUGUUUGAAGGUGAAAUAAUGAUCUCUGGUUCAGAGGAGAA